Notothenia coriiceps (black rockcod) is the source of this 655-nucleotide messenger RNA. Its product is annotated as nicotinate phosphoribosyltransferase-like. Gene Ontology annotation, molecular function: nicotinate phosphoribosyltransferase activity. The transcript is spliced from 5 exons. Gene Ontology annotation, cellular component: cytosol. The record is from RefSeq and is a predicted model, not a curated record. Gene Ontology annotation, biological process: NAD+ biosynthetic process via the salvage pathway. Lineage: Eukaryota; Metazoa; Chordata; Actinopteri; Perciformes; Nototheniidae. The annotation marks the transcript as partial.
AUGUGGAGUUCCUGCGCUCAGUCCUGCCCCAGGCCACAGACCCCGACUUCUUCCAGUUCCUGCAAGGCCUGGACUGCUCUGGCGUCACGCUCCGUGCCAUCCCAGAGGGCACUGUGGUGUUUGCGAGGGUGCCUCUGAUGGAGGUGGCAGGUCCGCUCGCUGUUGUUCAACUGCUGGAGACUAGUCUAUUGUGUCUGGUCAACUACGCCAGUCUGGUGUGCAGCAACGCGGCACGUUUCCGCCUGGCGGCCGGCCCCAAGAGGAAGCUGUUGGAACUGGGCCUCAGGAGGGCCCAGGGACCAGAUGGAGGGCUCACCGCCUCACGAUACACACACAUUGGAGGGUUUGAUUUCACCAGUAACGUUCAGGCUGGUUUCCAGUAUGGGGUGCCAGUUGCAGGGACCAUGGCACACUCCUACGUCACGUCCUUUACCUCCCUGGAGGAAGUCUUGCCAAAAACUCUUGUUGCGGUGAACGGGGACUCCACUCCAGUGGAUAUCAUUUUGUUGACAAAGGGCUGGUUGAGUCGUGUGUGUGAGCUCCUGGGAUCGCAGCCUGGGAAGAUCCACGAGGGCGAGUUGGCGGCCUUUUUGUCCUACGCCAUCGCCUACCCUCAGAACUUCCUCCCUGUGAUUGACAGCUUCAGCGUCGGCUG